AGCAGCUCUCGCCCUGUAUCUCUGUGGGCAGGUGCCAAUGCCAUGCCCCCGCCCUGACGUGCCACGGAUCCUCCCUUUGCCCGCCCGCUCCGAGCCCCAGCCCUGCCCAGUGCCGUAGCCCCCUGGCCAUGGGGUGGGGUUUCUUGCCCCGGGGAGCAAAGGAAUGAAGGAGCAGAAAUAUAAAUUGUGGGGAGACACAAAAGCCCAUUGGGGCGAAAGGGCAGCGCUCUUGGCUCUGACCACGUGUUACCAGCUGAGCCCGUCUUGUUUUCCUCCAGUGCCCUGAAGAGCGUAACUAUGGGGAAGAAAGGGGACCGGGGGGCCAAGGAUAAAGUGGCUGGCGCGAGCCUUGAGGAGGAAGGAAAGAACGCGGCUAAAAGGACUGACCAACAUGGUGAAGAGGAAUACCAGUGCACCGGCCUCCUGGAGCAGGAUUUCAAUGAGCUGUGCUGCCGCGCCGGACUCACCAAAAUCCCCAAGGUCACAGUUAGGCUGCAAUCUGUCUGUAACCUCUUCCUGCCAGAAGUCUCCCUCGGGCUUGGUGCCCUUGCCUCCGAGUGACAGAUUGGCUCCCUGCCUGGCAGAGGAAAGCGACACACUGGCCGAGAAGGAGGUCCCAGCCAACCUCACCCAGAUCCAGAGCAAGUACGCCUACUUCCAUCCCUGCAUCCAGACCGAGCUGGAGCAUGACGACCCCAAGAGCACCCGUGAGAUCUUCCUGCGAGGCUGGAAAAUCGAAGAGAGAAUGCUGGCUGUUUUCAGCAAGUGUCUGCCUGCCCUUGCCAACCUGCAGGCUGUUCACCUCUGGAAGGUCGGCCUGACGGAUCUCUCGCUCCUCUCUCUGAUCGCUAUCCUACCAAACUGCCCCAAUCUCAAGACACUAACGCUGGAGGGGAACCCGUUAGCAGAGGGGUCCUUCUACAGGCUGAUCGGAGAGGAGAGCACGCUGGCUCACGUGUCACUGAGAAACAACAACAUCGGCAAUGCCGACGCCAAGCUGAUCGGCCAAGCCCUCUCCACGCUGAAGUCCUCCAACAAGAGCUUGGUCUCGCUGAUCCUCAGCUUCAAUCACAUCUCAGACUUGGGAGCAGGCUACAUCGCAGAGGGCUUGCGGUUGAAUCGCUCUCUGCUGUGCCUGUCUCUGGCACACAAUCAGAUCGGAGACCAGGGAACACUCAAGCUCGCAGAGGUUCUGGGACCUUUCGCUUUAACUCACACCGAAGUCGUGGAAAGGAGGCGACUUUUACUGGAGAAAGAAUCCCAGGAGCGGUCCCGGUCGCCUCUGAGACAUGCUGAUGCCAAAAGCAGCGAGCGUCCCUCCAGCCUCGUCAGCAACACCACCAUCGACAAGCUGCAGUCAGCCAAACAGAGCAAGAGCGGGUCCAAGAAAAAGGAGCCUUUGAAGAAAGAGGAGAAAGCUCAGGCCAAUACUGCAGGUGGCGGUGGGGUCGUGGGCGGCCCAGCCUUUGUGCCCGCAAAGAAGGAGGAUGCUAAACAAGCCAAGAAAAGUGUGUCCCUCCCUCUAGUGGUUUCCACCCCGGAGCAAAAAGUUGUUCGAGGCAAAGGAACCAAAUCGGGCGCCAAGGAGAAGCGCAGUCUGCUGCCGGAGUUGGAGGUGGUGGAGCCCACCGAGAUCGUGAACCCACUGCUGGAACAGGCCGAGCACCGCGACGGGAAGGUCUUCCUGCCAGGCAACCGUGUGCUCAUCAACUUAAACCUCACCUGGAACCAGAUCACAGAGCAGGGCCUGAAAGCGUUCCUGGCAGCCAUGGAGAGCCAGCAGCAGGCCAGCAAGUCCACGGCUGGGGUCAAGUCGCAGACGGGCCUGCUGCGGCUGUCUCUGGGGAAAAACCGCUUCCCUCCUGACAGCAAGACCUUUGCCAAGCUCCAGGAGCUGAUGCUGCCGCGCGACCCCACCUACAGCCAGCUGUCCAAGGCGCCGGAUGAGGAGCUGGCUGUGCCCAGCUAGGGGUGGAGGGGCAAAAGCCUCCACUUGCUCGAGAGCAGAAGAGUCCCAUGGACCUGGAGAGCGCUGGGGCAGCCUUGUGUGGGAUUUCUGAUCCCCUCCGCCUCUGACCCAGCCCAGCCUGUAACCGUUCCCGCCUCCCAUUAAAUAGUUUUGACACAGCCUGCUCUGGGGUGGAGCAUUAACUUCAAGGGGUGGGGGGCUGGGGCCCUCUACACCCACUGGAAUUCAGGCUCUUUUUCCACAGCCAGGGCCCCUUCCUCACGCAGGAGGGCUCCAUCCACGCAGGGGCUGUGGCAACAGGGAGGAAGCUCUGAGGGAAGGCCUACCUGGGUCUCCAGGGUCAGAGGCAGUGACCCCAUAACUGAAUGGUCCCAAGAGCGCUGUGCUGGCUGGAGCGGUGAGCCCCCAUCCUCCCCCAGGACACUUGCUAACCUCUCCUCUCCCGCUUUCCCAGCCCGAGGCCCUGCAGGGCAUGUUGCAGCGCCCACACCAGGGGAACCGGUGCUGGGAGCAGAAGGGAGCACGGGCGGGCUCCCAGGGCCUGUCCUCACUUGCACGGCUACUGCUCAGUGUAGACACGGCCCAGCAAAUCCACCUCCCCGAGAGGUGCUGGCUGCACGGGCCUGAGUGCAGCCGCCCCAAGUCACUCUGGGCUGUGGAUUUUUCACCCCGAAGUGAUGGAGCUGGGCCAAUCAAGUCAUGUCAACUAGCCCUGAGACAUCCCCGCCGGGGGACUGGGAGAGCUGGGGGUUAAGGACACGUCAGCCAUUUUGCUCAUUUAACGCGGGGGCCUGAUUCCGCUCCCAGCAGCAGCAUUGGGCAGGGCGGGGCCCACAACCCACCGCGCCCCGUUCUCUGCUCCAGCCAUGACACUCGUACCCUGGCAGCAUCGCCGUGUGGCAUCGCCGUGGAGAACAGCUGCCAGGGCUACAGGCAGAACCUGGCUGGCAGAACUAACAGGCCAGCGAAGAGGGGGGCUGGGAAGAGAUG
Caretta caretta (loggerhead turtle) is the source of this 2959-nucleotide messenger RNA. RefSeq names its product leucine rich repeat containing 71 (gene LRRC71). The record is from RefSeq and is a predicted model, not a curated record. NCBI's taxonomy places the organism in Eukaryota, Metazoa, Chordata, Testudines, Cheloniidae. Gene Ontology annotation, molecular function: protein binding.